Molecule: messenger RNA, 15754 nt
Organism: Pelobates cultripes (western spadefoot toad)
Lineage: Eukaryota; Metazoa; Chordata; Amphibia; Anura; Pelobatidae
Source: the annotation of a GenBank genome assembly
AUGGAGUAUUGGUACAGUCAAGUAUGGUUUGACGCUGCACUGAAGAGGCGGUUGGCGUUCUACGGGUCCAACCCAACAGAGAAACGGGUACAGACCAUGAGGAGAGAACUGGCCGAGGAUCUUCAGAAGGAAGCAGAAUGGCGGGUAGAGAUGGCGAAGUAUUCUGUCCCUGCGCCCCAGCAACAGCCUGUCCUUCUGGGAGAGGAGACAACCGGUCUCUCUCCCCAGCAGCAGUGUUCCCUACAGGGAGAGGAGACAAUCGGUCUCACUCCCCAGCGACAGCGUGAGUUCCAGGGAGAGGAGACAACCGGUCUCUCUCCCCAGCAACAGUGUGUUCUGCAGGGAGAGGAGGCUGCCAGCCUCUCUCCCCAGCCGCAGUGUUCCCUCCAGGGAGAGGAGACAACCGGUCUCUCUCCCCAGCAGCAGUGUAAGCUGCCGGGGAAGAAGGCAGCCGGCCUCUCUUUCCAGCGGCAGUGUUCCCUACAGGGACUGGAGACAAUCGGUCUCACUCCCCAGCGGCAGGGUGAGUUUCAGGGAGAGGAGACAACCGGUCUCUCUCCCCAGCAGCAGUGUAUCCUGCAGGGAGAGGAGGCAGCCGGCCUCUCUCCCCAUCGGCAGUGUCCUCUACAGGGAUCGGAGACAAUCGGUCUCCCUCCCAAGCGGCAGAGUAUUGUGUUGGGAGUGGAGACAAGCGAUCUCCUUCCCCAGCAGCAGUAUGCAUCCCAGGAGGGCCGAAGGUGUCGUCCUUUCCUCCAGCAGCAGUGUGUCCUACAGGGAGCAGAGACAGUCGCUCUCUCUGUCUCUGUUUGUAAACUCCCCUGAGCUCUAAUCGCUUAGCUCUUUGAAGAGCUGUUCCUGAUACGCUCUCCUGAAGGAGAGGUCUUUCCCACACUGUCCUGGACGACAAAGGUUGAUCCAGGGUGGAAGGAAGAAGGUGUCGUCCUUUCCCCCAAUCGGUCUCCCUCCCCAGCGGAGACAGUCGCUCUCUCUCCCCAGCAGCAGGACAAUAUUAUGGGAGUGGAGACAGUCGGUCUCCCUCUCCAGCGGCAGCAUGUGCUUCAGGGAGAGGAGCAUGUCGCCCUCUCUCCCCAGCGGCAGCUUACCUUACAAAGGGGAGACCUUAUUUUCCCAGAUGGUGCAGAUGGGACCGUGGUCUCUGUACCCGAACUACAGGGAUGCUGGACAGCCUGUCCAGAUCCCCCAACUACCCUCGCAGGGAUACCAGUAGGAGGAGUUAAGUGAUAUCAGAGGAAUACCCAGAUGCAGUAACUGUUUGUUGUGGGUAGGCUGCUCUUGUACCUGUUUCUUGUGGGUGGGCUACUCUGGUACUUGCUUAUUGUGGGUGAUUGGAUCGACUAACUUAGGCACUAACCGAGAGAAGGUCAGGUGCCUGGCCAGCCUCCUGCCCUGUGACUAUGGCCCCUCGGAGAUUGUGCACUUUAAAAACAUUAUUUGGGCAUAUUGGAUUUUAUUGGACUACGUGUACCCCUUUAAACACUCUGGGAAGGGUUCUGCACUUUUGUUAUGGUACUUCAGAUGCAGCCGAAGUAGUCGAAGUGGCCACCAUUCGAAAAACAAACACGUGGCGGUGGCCAUUUUAAAUCAGCCGAACACGGUCAGCGUUGUUUUGCUGUCAAGCUCAUGGAAUUAAAAUCAUCUACUCGCCGGCACGAACACCGCUGAAGUUUUACCUUCCCUGGAACUAUUCCAUUUCGAAUGUAGUCGAACGGUGUUCGACCAUUCGAACGCCACAGUAAUAUUACCUAUUUGCACGAACGGCCACCGUUCGUGCCUUCGAACGGCAUUUGAAUGGUAAUGAAUAGACCAGCCGCACAGCUCAAAUCUCUGGAACUGUUUUGGGCAUGAAAAUGUGCGUGUGGUCGGUCAAAAGAGACUACCAGCUAACUCCCGAACGGAUAUGUUUGUUCCCUAGUUAUGCUGUUUCUAAAAAUGUAAGUUUUAUAUGAAUACGAUGUGUAAUUUUAAAGUUAUAAGAAAUGUGUAAAAACUAUAUUUUCCUGUGUUUAGUAAUUAUAUCACAGACAGAGGGGAGGAUUUUGCUGUAAUGAAUGGGAGUGUUUAACUGUAUGUCUGUAUAUGAUUGGCUGUUCCAAAAGGUCCACGUGGGUGGUAACCUUGUGGAGAAAUGUGUAUAAAAGAAGCAAUAAAGCCUCAGUGCAUUCUGUUCCUGAGUUUUAAUCACUUAGCUCUUUUAAGAGCUGUUCCUGAUAAGCUCUCCUGGAGGAGAGGUCUUUCCCACACGCUAGUGGAGGACAGAGGCUGAUCCAGGGUGGAAGGAAGACGGCGAGACUCCAGUUAAGCUAUGGCGGUUGUGGAGUCUGCCAUGGUUGUGGUGUCCGGUGCGGUGCUUGUCGUCCUCGGCACAAGCUAGGAAGCGCCCAUUAACGGAAGGUACUUGGUCGGAGUACAGGCUCAAAACCUCUUAGUGAAUCCCAUCUGUGGUUUUAUAUUAAUUUAUGCUUCAGUAUUGCUGUUUGAGUUAAAAUGUGCAGUUUGUCAUUCAUUGAUUAGAGGUUGUAUUAGGCUCUAUUGUGUAUUUUAGGGUAUUAUUUACUAAACAGUGAGAUAUGGGGGACAUUAACCAGCUUUAAAAAUUGAGGCCUGAGUGUCAAAACUGCACAAAAGUCCGAAAUAUAGACUUGUCCUACUCAAUGCAGCUUUUUAAACCUGUUGCUCCAUAACUUGCUGCCGGCAUGUUUAAUAACAACUGUUGUGUUUUAUUACACAGGAAUUUGGUUUUGGCAAACUGAUGACCGCACGUGGGUUGAAGCUCUUGGAAAUAUCUUAAAAUUUAAAUUGUUUUCGGCUGUUAAUGAAAUGAGUUUUCAUAACCUAAAUGAUGGUGAACCCCUUCCUGGCUUCUGCCAGAACCUUGUCUACCCUGAAUACCCAGAACUGAGACCUGCUAAUAUUACCUUGACAUCCACUGAUAAUCCCCUACAGGACGAUUUAGCAGGGUUAUCCCUGUCUUGUAAUGUCCUUGAAGAUUCAUCUGAUUCUGAAACGCUUCCAUCUUUAUUUGGUGAGUGGGUUACAGUGAAAUUGUAUUGCACUGCAGAAGGGACCUAUGGGACGGGGAAUCUGUCUCUCCCACUGCAGGGUGACAUAAACAGAAGGGACCUAUGGGACGGGGAAUCUGUCCCUCCCACUGCAGGGUGACACAGACAGAAGGAGCUAUGGGACACGGAGUCUGUCCCUCCCACUGCAGGGUGACACAGACAGAAGGAGCUAUGGGACACAGAGUCUGUCCCUCCCACUGCAUGGUGACACAGACAGAAGGAGCUAUGGGAUACGGAGUCUGUCCCUCCCACUGCAGGGUGACACAGAUAGAAGGAGCUAUGGGACACAGAGUCUGUCCCUCUCACUGCAGGGUGACACAGACAGAAGGAGCUAUGGGACACGGAGUCUAUCCCUCCCACUGCAGGGUGACACAGAUAGAAGGAGCUAUGGGACACAGAGUGUGUCCCUCCCACUACAGGGUGACACAUACAGAAGGAACUAUGGGACACGGAAAUCUGUCCCUCCCACUGCAGGGUGACACAGACAGAAGGAGCUAUGGGACACGGAGUCUGUCCCUCCCACUGCAGGGUGACACAGACAGAAGGAGCUAUGGGACACGGAGUCUGUCCUUCCCAUUGCAGGGUGACACAGACAGAAGGAGAUAUGGGACACAGAGUCUGUCCCUCCCACUGCAGGGGGACACAGACAGAAGGAGCUAUGGGAUACAAAUUCUUUCCCUCCCACUGCAGGGUGACACAGACAGAAGGAGCUAUAGGACACAGAGUCUGUCCCUCCCACUGCAGGGUGACACAGACAGAAGGAGAUAUGGGACACAGAGUCUGUCCCUCCCACUGCAGGGUGACACAGACAGAAGGAGAUAUGGGACACAGAGUCUGUCCCUCCCACUGCAUGGUGACACAUACAAAAGGAAGCUAUGGGACACGGAGUCUGUCCCUCCCACUGCAGGGUGACACAGACAGAAGGAAGCUAUGGGACACGGAGUCUUUCCCUCCCACUGCAGGGUGACACAGACAGAAGGGAGGUAUGGGACACAGAGUCUGUCCCAUGCUACGGUGCAUUCAGUGAGCUAGAAUUGACAUUUAUAACACUGUGUUGGUAAGAUUCUCUGGUUUAAUCUAUUGUUGUUUUUUAGAAUUAGGUAUUUUUUCUCCAAGAGAGGACAAGCCAGUGACCAAGUCCAGAGAUGAUGCUUAUCAUAAGAGAAAGAGUCCUCAGAUCCCAGGAACAGAGUGUGGCAUUUGUGGAAAGUGUUUUCAUAGCACAGCUUCCCUUAACAAACAUUAUGUCACUCACAGCCAGAAAAGGAGCCACGUGUGCAGGGUCUGCAGAAAGGCCUUCAAACGGCAAGACCACCUGUACGUAUCACAGUUGUGUUGGAAGGCAGGGUGUGGAGGUAUACUCUCCAUAGGCUAAACACCACAGUGCACUCACACACUGUAACUAGCUUAGUGAGAGGGAUUCAGCAAGUUGGUUUCCCCUUUGUACUUGGGGUUAUCUCCCACCAAGGUGCUAUAGACGGCUCCCCACAUCCCAGCCCAGGUGAAGCAAAUCUCCAAUAACCUUUUACAUUUGAAAAAAGUCUGUUUUUUUGUUUUGUGAACCCAGGUUCGUUGAAAACAAUAAGAGUCUUUGCUACUGUAUGAAUCUAGCCAUAUUCACCCUAUAUAUUAGCUGGGGCAUGUGGCAGCAGGCAGAGAUUGUGAGGGUGGCAUGGAUUGGAUAGUCAUUUACAGUCCUGGUCAGAAACGGCGAGUUUCUGUUAUUAUUGUAGUAAGGUCUUUGAUGAUGUUAACUCCUGUCUCUGUCUCCAGGAUGGGACACAUGCUAACUCACCUGCCGAAUAAGCCAUUUAAGUGUCCAGAGCAUGGGUGUAAGAAGGGCUACUGCGACGUGCGGUCCUUGAAGAGACAUAGUGAAAUUUGUGUGUUCAAGAAGGCCAAAAGCAAAGUUGGUUCCACAGGACCCAAGAAGCAAGGCGUCAGUGUGUCCACUACUUUGUCCUCACAGCGUAAGAUGGAGUCUCCUGGCCUCCUUAAACUCCCCAUUCCUGCUAAAGACCAUUUCAGAUUUAUGGUGACAAACACAACACAGAAGAAAAGACAAUACAGCACAGGGUUAUUGGAUGGCCAGGCACCCAGCCAUGUGCCCAAUAUCAGCACUUUAAAUGAGAAUGUUGCCCAACAUAGGACAUUGUCCAUGCCAGAAAAUGUCCCAUCAACCAGCAUAUUCACUUUAACUGGCACAGACAAGGAUACCACACCAACAAAUAUUGUUUUACCCUCCACGGCAGACCCCAUGUGGCUUGACAAUAGGCCAAACGAAACAUUAGCCAGCUGCCUUAAUACCCAGCAUUACAAAACUCAGUCAACAGAGUCCUUACUGGUGAGGAGUACAGAAACUGGCCACAUGGGGGAACCAAGGGAAGACGCUUCAGCUAGGCAGUCACUAGCGAUCCGUUUGAAUGCUAUUGCCCCAAUAUAUUUCUGUCCCCCUUCAAAACCUUUUGGAAACACCUCAGGAUGGGAGUAUUCUGAUGCUGCAUCAUACUGUCUGUCACAGAGCGAUAACAAGACAUUUCAGGCUAAUGAGUUUUUAACUGAAUUCAGUAUUCACCCUUAUGGGAGCCUAAAUGUCCAAGAUCAGAGACAAUACCCUCAACGCGUGUUACAGUUGGUUACUGGUACUCUGCAGCAGCAUGUGAGCCAAAAUAUACCCAACAUGUCUGUUCUUCAACAUUUUCAGAGACUGCUAGAACCUGGGCCAGUAUCUUCCCAGAAUCCUGGAAUUCAUUUGUUGGGGAAAACCCAGACAGACUCCAUGCCCAUAAAGGAUUUAGAAAGUGCCUCUCCCCGAGAUCCAAGACAGGGAAAUAGCCCCAACUUCUUCUCUUUCCCCAAAGGCAUUGCUGGUGAUCAUGGCCCUGGGGGCUAUGCAAAUCACACCAAGAGAAGUACUGGGAGGUCUCUGGGGUCAACAGACAGUAAACGUCACCAGCAGCUAGAACCUGGGUGGCAAGCCCAAGUGUCCUCAAACAAGGUUAGGGUAGACUUUGAUGUAGUCAGUGCAGCUUCGCCAAGUCAAGUAGCACUGGCAUCAUUCCCUGUUUCACGCCGAUUCCCUUCACUGUCUAAAAGGGGGAGUAAAGUUACCAGUGCCAGCAGCAUACAGGUAUGUGCGGUCAGAUGUUUUUAUAAUAUACACUGAAAAAAACAUAAGUACUGUGUUCAUGUAGCAUGUUCAUUUAUACCAUAUAUUGAAUUAAAUUGCCGGUGUAUGCUAAACUACAUAUCCCAUUAACUCCUCCUUGCAAGUGUUUGCAAAAUGUAAAAGUCUUUCAAGAAAGAAUAAAAGGGGUAAUUAACUCUCCAGAAAGCUUGCAAUACCGGUACAUUAGGGGUUUCCUCUGUCCUUAGUGUCUUCUGGAUAGAGGAGAAACCCAAUACAGUGCUCUCUGUAAUACAGAUUAUUCCCAGUUCCUCUAUUCAUACACAGCUCCUUCCAUAAUUCAACAGCAAAAUGUGUAUUUACCAUGUGAAAUAAUAAAUGGUAAUUUAUAUAAUGACAUGGAACUCUUUAUUUCGUUCUAUUCAUUUCCACUUUCCUCAGUGAGUGUAUAUUUUACUGCUACAUAGUAUUUAUGGCCGUAGCCAGUGUGUAUUGUAUUAUUUCCCAGGGGCCGUAGCCAGUGUGUAUUGUAUUAUUUCCAGUAAUAGUCAGUGUGUAUUGUAUUAUUUCCCAGGGGCCGUAGCCAGUGUAUAUUGUAUUAUUUCCCAGGGGCCGUAGCCAGUGUGUAUUGUAUUAUUUCCAGUGGCCGUAGCCAGUGUAUAUUGUAUUAUUUCCAGGGGCCGUAGCCAGUGUGUAUUGUAUUAUUUCCCAGGGGCCGUAGCCAGUGUGUAUUGUAUUAUUUCCCAGGGGCCGUAGCCAGUGUAUAUUGUAUUAUUUCCCAGGGGCCGUAGCCAGUGUAUAUUGUAUUAUUUCCAGGGGCCGUAGCCAGUGUGUAUUGUAUUAUUUCCCAGGGGCUGUAGCCAGUGUGUAUUGUAUUAUUUCCCAGGGGCCGUAGCCAGUGUGUAUUGUAUUAUUUCCAGGGGCCGUAGCCAGUGUGUAUUGUAUUAUUUCCCCCAGGCCGUAGCCAGUGUGUAUUGUAUUAUUUUCGUAGCCAUUGGUGGCCGUAGCCAGUGUGUAUUGUAUUAUUUCCAGUGCCGUAGCCCAGUGUGUAUUGUAUUAUUUCCCAGGGGCCGUAGCCAGUGUGUAUUGUAUUAUUUCCCAGGGGCCGUAGCCAGUGUGUAUUGUAUUAUUUCCCAGGGGCCGUACCCAGUGUGUAUUGUAUUAUUUUCAGUGGCCGUUGCCAGUGUGUAUUGUAUUAUUUCCAGUGGCCGUAGCCAGUGUGUAUUGUAUUAUUUCCCAGUGGCCGUAGCCAGUGUGUAUUGUAUUAUUUCCAGUGGCCGUAGCCAGUGUGUAUUGUAUUAUUUCCAGUGGCCGUAGCCAGUGUGUAUUGUAUUAUUUCCAGUAAUAGUCAGUGUGUAUUGUAUUAUUUCCCAGGGGCCGUAGCCAGUGUAUAUUGUAUUAUUUCCCAGGGGCCGUAGCCAGUGUGUAUUGUAUUAUUUCCCAGGGGCCGUAGCCAGUGUGUAUUGUAUUAUUUCCCAGGGGCCGUAGCCAGUGUGUAUUGUAUUAUUUCCAGUGGCCGUUGCCAGUGUGUAUUGUAUUAUUUCCCAGUGGCCGUAGCCAGUGUGUAUUGUAUUAUUUCCAGUGGCCGUAGCCAGUGUGUAUUGUAUUAUUUCCAGUGGCCGUAGCCAGUGUGUAUUGUAUUAUUUCCAGUAAUAGUCAGUGUGUAUUGUAUUAUUUCCAGGGGCCGUAGCCAGUGUUUAUUGUAUUAUUUCCAGUGAUAGCCAGUGUGUAUUUGAUUAUUUUCACUGGUAGCCAGUGUGUAUUGUAUUAUUUCCAGUGUCCAUAUCCAGUGUAUAUUUGAUUGUUUUCACUGGUAGCCAGUGUAUAUUGUAUUAUUUCCAGUUGUCAUCGCCAGUAUAUAUUUUAUGAUUUGUUUAUUUCCCAUUGGCCGAUUCCAGUGUACAUUUUAUUAUUUCCCAGAAACCAUAGCCAGUGUAUAUAUUGUAAGUUUAUUUCCAGCGGCCGUAACCAGUGUAUAUUUUAUUAUAUCACCUCAUUAAGUGGCUUGUGCUACUGACCGUUCCUCUCCAGUUCCUCUCUGCGUAUAUGGUGUGUGCUACUGACAGUACCGGUUCCCCUCUGUGUAUAUGGUGUGUGUUACUGACAGUACCGGUUCCUCUUCGUAUAUAUGGUGUGCUACUGACAGUACUGGUUACUCUCUAUGUACAUGGUGUGUGUUACUGACAGUACCUGUUCUCCUCUCUUGGUAUGUGGUGUGUGUUACUGACAGUACCGGUUCCUCUCUGUGUAUGUGGUGUGUGUUACUGACAAUACCGGAUCCUCUCUGUGCAUGUGGCGUAUGUUACUGACAGUUCCUUUCUGUCAGGAUUACUAGUAGAUCCAGCACGCAGAACUAUAUCACACCUAGAGUCUUACCAGGCCUUAGAAUUGCUGGACUUAACGUACCGGAGAAUAUUCAGAAUACUUGCCAAGGCCAGGGACACAGAAGGAGACACAACGAUGAGGGAAAGCCAAAAGUCAAGGAUACCAGAAUUCAGGGAAGUCAAAACAAAGCCAAAGUCAAAAAACAGAAAUAAACGCUUAGGAACACACUCUCGGAUAACCAACUAAGGCAAACCAUGACAGUGCACUGACAGAAAGGUAAUUUGGGUUUAAAUACCCCCUAGUUUGGCUGUAAUUGGCUACCUCUGACCCCAAAACGUGCGUGCGCCUCUAUGAUGUGAUAUCACACGCAUGUUGGCACCAUCUUUGGUGUGGGCGAAGGUAAGUUUAUUAUAAAAAUUUGAACCGCAGUGGUCGGCGCUCCUAAGAGUGUCGCAACAGCUGGGGACCGGACCGGAGGGAGGUCGGCCAGUGAUCGGCCGCGAACAAGGUAAGUAAAAUUUGUCUCUGUCGGCGUGGUUAUAGAAACAUAGAAUGUGACGGCAGAUAAGAACCAUUCGGCCCAUCUAGUCUGCCCAAUUUUCUAAAUAGUUUCAUUACUCCCUAGUCUUAUCUUAUAGUUAGGAUAGCCUUAUGCCUAUCCCAGGCAUGCUUAAACUCCUUUACUGUGUUAACCUCUACCACUUCAGCUGGAAGGCUAUUCCGUGCAUCCACUACCCUCUCAGUGGUUGCUUACUUUAUGUGCAACCACACCAGCAGAAGCCGUGACAGUACCCCCCACUUGAAGACCACCCACCGGGGGAAACCUGGCAUGGAAAGAUCAGAGUUUGCGGCCCGGAUGUAUGUCUGAAGCAGAAAGCCAAGAACGAUCGGCAGGCCCAUAACCAUUCCAAUCGACCAAAUACUGCAGAGACCCUCGAGAAAACCUGGUGUUGAAUACAGACGAGACUUCGUACUCCUGUCCAGAAAAAAACAAAGGAGGAGGGGGAACAAUUGGGACAGUAUACCUAUUGCAAAUAAGCGGUUUGAGUAAGGAGACAUGAAACACGCAAAGAGGCUGGAAGAGCCAGUGAAUAAGAAACAGGGUUAAUUUUUCAAACAACACGAAAUGGACCAAGAAAUCUGGGGGCAAAAUUCGUGCUUUUAGUUUGAUGUUGCGCAAAGAUAACCACACCCUCUCACCCAGCUGGUAAACAGGGCUGGCACCCGCCGUUUAUCAGCAUGGAAUUACAAAUGAGCAGCUGCAGUCUCAAGAGCGGAGUGAACUUUAAUCCAAGUCUCACGAAUAGAAGCAAAGUGAUCAUCCAGAGCAGGGAUAGCAGUGUCAGAGAACACGGCUGGAUGACGACCGUUAUUGACAAAAAAUGGACUAUGCCCGGAUGAGUCAUGGGUUAUUCCUGGCAAACUUGGCCCAGGGUAGCAAUUCAGACCAAUUAUCCUGAGUGCUAUUCACAAAACAACGUAAAUACAGUUCCAAGGAUUGGUUAGCCCUUUCAGCUGUACCAUUAGUUUGGGGAUGGUAAGAGGAAGAAAAUGACAAUUCAAUACCCAGCUGUUUGCUAAAAGCUCUCCAAAAUCGAGACACAAACUGAGAACCCCUGUCAGACAAUAUUUUGAGGGAUACCAUGAAGUCUGACAAUGUCGCGUAUAAAUAUCAAAACCAGAUCUUGUGAAGAUGGCAAUUUUUUGAGUGGAAUAAAAUGAGCCAUCUUGGAAAAACGAUCAACCACCAUAAGGAUAGUGGUAUGAUCAUAAGAACUUGGAAGUUCCACAAUGAAAUCCAUGGACAAGUCGGACCAUGGAACACUAGGUACAGGAAGUGGAUGUAACAAUCCACACAGAAGUUUAUGAGGAACCUUAGAAACUGCACGCAGAGAACAGGCCUCCACAUAGUCUUUGAUAUCUCUCCUGAGUGAAUCCCACCAAAAAGAUCUAGAGACAGCGGAUAUGUUUUUUUUAAUGCCCGGAUGCCCAGCAGUCACAUUGUCAUGAAAUACUCUCAUUACUUUUCUUUCAGUCAAUGGAAUAAACAAUUUAUCCAGAGGUUUAUUGCAAGGUGCCCGGGAUUGAGCCGCCAUGAUAGCACAAAGCAGAGGGGGUGACAAGGAAAGAACAGUGGAAGCAAUGAUACACUCAGGAGGAACAAUAGGGAAUAUCUCUUGUUCUUGUUCAGUUUCAGUGUCAAACUCUCUUGAUAAGGCGUCAACUUUAACGUUUUUGGGGCCAGGUCUGUAAGUGAUAAUAAAGUUAAAGCGAGAUAAGAACAUAGACCAUCUUGCCUGUCUAGAAGACCAUUUAGCAUCUCCAAUAUAUGCCAAAUUUUGGUUAUCAGUUAUAAUCAAAAGGGGAUCCUUGCGACUCUCUAAAAGAUGUCGCCAUUCUUUAAGCGCUAGUAUAAUGGCCAACAAUUCUGUCAUAAUUGCGCUCUGCCGCAGAAUUAUAUCACACCUAGGACUAAAAGUAAAAGUAACCAGGCCUUAGAAUGGCCGGACUUAACGUACCGGAGAACAGUCAGAAUACUUGCCAAGGUCAGGGACACAGAAGGAGACACAACAAUGAGGGAAAGCCAAAAGUCAGGGAUACCAGAAUUCAGGGAAGUCAAAACAAAGCCAAACUAGAAAUAAACGCUCAGGAACACACUCUCGAAUCACCAACUUUGGUGUGGGCGAAGGUAAGUUUAUUAUAAAAAAUUGAACUGCAGCAGUCGGUGCUCCUAAGAGCGUCGCACACGCUGGGGACUGGACCCGAGGGAGGUCGGGCUAGUGAUCUGCCGCGAACAAGGUAAGUAAAAUUUGUCUCUGUCAGCGUGGUUGCUUACUUUAUGUGCAACCACACCGGCAGAAUCCCCAGAAGCUAUGACACUUUCGGUGUAUAUGGUAUGUGUUACUGACAGCACCGGUUCCUGUCUGUGUACAUGGUGUGUUACUGACAAUACCGGUUCCUCAACAUGGUGUGUUACUGAUAGUACCGGUGCCUGUCUGUGUACAUGGUGUGUUACUGACAAUACUGGUUCCUCUCUGUGUACAUGGUGUGUUACUGACAAUACCGGUUCCUCAACAUGGUGUGUUACUGAUAGUACCGGUGCCUGUCUGUGUACAUGGUGUGUUACUGACAAUACUGGUUCCUCUCUGUGUACAUGGUGUGUUACUGACAAUACCGGUUCCUCUCUGUGUACAUGGUGUGUGUUACUGACAAUACCGGUUCCUCAACAUGGUGUGUUACUGAUAGUACCGGUGCCUGUCUGUGUACAUGGUGUGUGUUACUGGCAAUACCGGUUCCUCUCUGUGUACAUGGUGUGUGUUACUGACAUUACCAGUUCCUCUCUGUGUACAUGGUGUGUUACUGACAAUACCGGUUCCUCUACAUGGUGUGUUACUGAUAGUACCGGUUCCUGUUUGUAUACAUGGUGUGUGUUACUGACAAUACUGGUUCCUCUCUGUGUACAUGGUGUGUGUUACUGACAGUACCGGUUCCUCUCUGUGUACAUGGUGUGUUACUGACAAUACCGGUUCCUCUACAUGGUGUGUUACUGAUAGUACCGGUUCCUGUUUGUAUACAUGGUGUGUGUUACUGACAAUACUGGUUCCUCUCUGUGUACAUGGUGUGUGUUACUGACAGUACCGGUUCCUCUCUGUGUACAUGGUGUGUUACUGACAAUACCGGUUCCUCUACAUGGUGUGUUACUUAUAUUACCGGUUCCUGUUUGUAUACAUGGUGUGUGUUACUGACAAUACUGGUUCCUCUCUGUGUACAUAGUGUGUAUUACUGACAUUACCAGUUCCUCUCUAUGUACAUGGUGUGUGUUACUGACAAUACUGGUUCCUCUCUGUGUACAUGGUGUUUUACUGACAGUACCGGUUCCUUUCUGUGUACAUGGUGUGUGUUACUGACAAUACUGGUUCCUCUCUGUGUACAUGGUGUGUGUCACUGACAGUACCGGUUCCUCUCUGUGUACAUGGUGUGUUACUGACAAUACCGGUUCCUCUAGAUGGUGUGUUACUGAUAGUAACGGUUCCUGUUUGUAUACAUAGUGUGUGUUACUGACAAUACCGGUUCCUCUACAUGGUGUGUUACUGAUAGUACCGGUUCCUGUUUGUAUACAUGGUAUGUGUUACUGACAAUACUGGUUCCUCUCUGUGUACAUGGUGUGUGUUACUGACAGUACCGGUUCCUCUCUGUGUACAUGGUGUGUGUUACUGACAAUACCGGUUCCUCUCUGUAUACAUGGUGUGUGUUACUGUAUACAUGAAGUCAUUAAGGUAUGGAAGUGAUAUUUCAUCUGAUUAUUUACAGAAUAUCAAACUAAGUGAAGCAGAGAUCUCCCUUAACAUGCCCAAAUUACCAGCAGAUACAGCGGCUCAGUGCGUAUCAGAGACAAGUUUUAAGGAUGGUGCUGGGGUGCUCGUGAUUCCGGUAUCAGUUCCUGUUAUACCGGGAAAUGAACAGAAUAAAAUCCAGGUAAACAGAACGGAUCAAUGUUUAUAAAAUUUGUCAUCAAUAUAAACCUUUAUUGCUGUUGUUUUGGUUCUAACAUCUGAAAAAUAUGUGCUUUGAUUGCUGCUCUUGUGAUGAAAGUAAGUAGCUUUGUGCUUCUUUUCCAAACCCCAUCGAAAACCAUUGAUUGGGGUAGAGAUUAUAUCUGGCUUUAGUUCUCUCUUCAUACCAAAAAGUCUGUAUUGUUUCUUAGGAUAGAGCACUGUGUCUAACGUACACAGUGCCUGUCACAGGGAUGAAUGUUAGAUCUGGUUAUUAUUUUGCAUAUUCUGAACUUGUGUGAUUACUGAGAAUUAGACUUGUGCACAAAGUGUUUCAGCCGGUUGGAACAAAUCAAAUGCCUUUUACUCAAUUUCUGAACAAACUGCCCCAUCGAAUCGGUUCAUUUGAGCAUCGAUAAAAAUGGAAUUUGAUUCGUUCCAACCUGCUGAAAAACAUUUGUGCCCAAUUUUACUGAGAAUCACCAAUGACCUUAACAUAGAUUUUUAUUGUCACUCUAAAUGAAUUACCCAUUGAUGAUUUUCUUUAAACUCCUUUGAUUAAUCACUUUACUUUCUGACUCUUGUAUCAUAAUGCAGGAAACUGUUAGUGAUAUUCACUCUGAAGUCACUUGCUCAAAAAAGGAGCGGAAAAUGAGACCAGGCCCCAAAUCAUUAAUCAUUCCUCCAGCACUCCCAGAGGUACACCCCACUUUAUCGGGCAGCUUCCAAAGCAACCUGCGAUCCCCAAAAACGUAUCUCUCUGAACACCUUCACAAUGGCCUCUGCUGUUACCCACCGUACACACCACCCCCGAUGCUGAGCCCCGUACGCCAGAGCACUGGGUUAUACUUCAACACUUUGUGUCCUCCUACACCCGCAUCCACUGCCUUGGGCCCAAACAUUGCAGGUGAAUGUGGAAUAAUCAGAAAUGCUGCUGUGAUAUUAUUAUUUGACAGAACACCGUUAUGGGGAGAACAUACCAUAAUCUAAACACCAUUUAGCAAUGUGCGAGACGUGAGCGGAUCUCUAGAAAGAUAAGAUUGGAAUUAAAUGUGUUGAUUCCCUUAGCUGCGACAAACUGCAGCCUGACAUUGCAGUUAUCUGAGUGACGGUUAAGGGGAAGGAAUUUCGGUGUCAAAAACCCUUGAUUUACACAAACCUCUGAAAAAUAGUUUGACAAAAUAUGGAGGGAUAUCAGACAUAAGCUACUACAAUGAGCUAUGGUGGUUAUGGUGCUUAGCCUGCCCCUUUAAGAGAAAAGUUAAAUAUUGUAAAAACAGUAUAGCUUUAGAUUAUUUUAAAAAGAAUACAGUCAGAGUUGAAAUGUCGGAAAUUGAAAAAAAAAAAUGUAAAACACGUAACGUAGACUUGGGGAUUUUUUCCAUCUUGACUAUUUUAGCCUACAGUUUGAGUUGUGCGUUAGUGAAUAUAUAUGUUAAGUUGUCUGUUUACCUCCACUGUCAGUGAUGGGCACUUGUCUGUAAAAUGGUACCAGGUAUGUUUCUCUUUUACACACAGACGGAGCAUCUUGUGAUCUUUGCCACGUGGAAGAUGACACAGUAUUUACUAUCAAGCCGUAAGUUGAACAGAUUUAUGCACAGAAGAUACAGGAAUGAAAAGCUUUGACGCUUAUCAUCCACUCCCCCUACCCACACACAGGCACAUUAACGUUGGCAAUCGGUUCCAGGCAGAGAUUCCGGAGUUACGGCACUUUUCGCUAGCAGCGAGAGAGGAGGAGAAGGCUUCUUUGGUGUGGAGACCCUGCUCUGACCUGGAGACUGGUAGGAAACGGCUUCCAUGGUUUGAUACUGUAUGUAGGAAUUUGCAGGAGUACAAUAUUGGGGAUUUGGAAAAACCUCUCCGCUGUGAAGUGAUUUGUGCUCACACAGGUCUACCCACACAGCUGCGACAAAGUGUAAAAGGGAACUAAGGUGUAAAUACAAUGUAUAUAAACAGCUUAUAUAUCUGUUGUGCUCCUGUUGUACUGAUAGCAGUGAUGGUGAACUAAGACGCCAGACAUACGAUAUUCACCCCCAGAGCAUUUCUCCCCUGCAAAUAUCUGCACUCCAGAGAGAUCCACAGCCCGGCAUGAAGCCCCCUCCAGAAACACUCACACUCCAGAGAGAUCCACAGCCCAGAAUGAUGACCCCUCCAGAAAGAUACACUUUUUAGACUAAACCCAAAUCCAAAACAAUCCACAAUCCUGAGUGACUCCCCCAAAGUGAUUCCCCACGAAAAAAUCCAAUCGCCUGAAUGGCACCCCAGAUAAAUCCAGUCGCCUGAAUGGCACCCCAGAUAAAUCCAGUCGCCUGAAUGGCACCCCAGAUAAAUCCAAUCGCCUGAAUGGCACCCCAGAUAAAUCCAGUCGCCUGAAUGGCACCCCAGAUAAAUCCAAUCGCCUGAAUGGCACCCCAGAUAAAUCCAGUCGCCUGAAUGGCACCCCAGAUAAAUCCAAUCACCUGAAUGGCACCCCAGAUAAAUCCAAUCCCCUGAAUGGCACCCCAGAUAAAUCCAAUCGCCUGAAUGGCACCCCAGAUAAAUCCAAUCCCCUGAAUGGCACCCCAGAUAAAUCCAAUCGCCUGAAUGGCACCCCAGAUAAAUCCAAUCACCUGAAUGGCACCCCAGAUAAAUCCAGUCGCCUGAAUGGCACCCCAGAUAAAUCCAAUCGCCUGAAUGGCACCCCAGAUAAAUCCAAUCGCCUGAAUGGCACCCCAGAUAAAAUCGCCUGA